Trypanosoma rangeli is the source of this 609-nucleotide messenger RNA. Its product is annotated as ribosomal protein S7. The record is from RefSeq and is a predicted model, not a curated record. Gene Ontology annotation, cellular component: 90S preribosome; cytosolic small ribosomal subunit; small-subunit processome. Gene Ontology annotation, biological process: translation; rRNA processing; ribosomal small subunit biogenesis. The coding region runs from base 1 to 609 and encodes 202 amino acids. Gene Ontology annotation, molecular function: structural constituent of ribosome. The transcript has a single exon. NCBI's taxonomy places the organism in Eukaryota, Euglenozoa, Kinetoplastea, Trypanosomatida, Trypanosomatidae.
AUGUCUGUUCAACCACACCUGCGCAAGCUUCGCAAGCUCAAGCGGGCCAACCCCUCGCCGGAUGAGGACAGCGUUGCCAAGGUCCUGUUUGAGCUGGAGGCGACCCACAAGACGCUCCGCACGCAGCUUCCGCGUUUCCACAUCAACACUGUCCGCACUCUGACGAGCCCGCGCUUCCGAAAGACGGCGAUGGUUGUUCUCUACCCACUGCGGUUCCUGAUGCUGGUGCGCAAGAUCCAGCGUACACUGACGGCGGAGCUUGAGAAACGCUUUCCCGGCAGCGUUGUGGCGCUUGUGGCGCAGCGCAAGAUCACGAAGCGCCCGAACGACGUUUACAAGCUGCAGAAGGUGCAACGCUCCCGCACGAGCGUGGCAGUGUUUGAGAACAUCUUGAACGACCUGAUCUACCCGUGCGACGUCGUGGGCCGCCGCUGGCGCUGCCGCACGGACGGCAGCAAGGUGAUGAAGGUGUUUCUCGACUCACGUGACCGCAAGCGUGUGGAGUCACGCCUGCCACUCAUCGCGCACAUCUACAAGCAGCUGACACACCGCGCCGUGAGCUUUGGCUUCAUGUGGAACUCGAAGCUUCAGCAGGUUUCCUCGCGGUAG